Molecule: messenger RNA, 3061 nt
Organism: Clupea harengus (Atlantic herring)
Lineage: Eukaryota; Metazoa; Chordata; Actinopteri; Clupeiformes; Clupeidae
Gene: ganabb
Product: glucosidase II alpha subunit b
Biological process (GO): N-glycan processing; carbohydrate metabolic process
Cellular component (GO): glucosidase II complex
Molecular function (GO): carbohydrate binding; glucan 1,3-alpha-glucosidase activity
Source: RefSeq, a predicted model, not a curated record
UAAAGAUAGCUAACUGUAGUUAUGUUCUUUUCACUCAUAACCCCUCUGUAAUUAUGGAAUUUGAAUAUGAACACCAGCUACAUUUCAAUAGAGGCAGGAGUUGGCAUUUUUAAGUUGAUUUAAAAAUAGGCUACGCAGUGAUAGAGAGUCGUCAACCGGCGAGAAAUGCACCGGAGAAUGGGGUUACUGGUCUUGGCUUGUGUUUCGCUGUUUGUGAGCGGCUCUCUGGCUGUGGAUAAAGGAAACUUCAAAACUUGCGACCAGAGUGCCUUCUGCAAACGUCAACGAGCGCUCAAGGCAGGCCAGUCCCCAUACAGAGCUUUGCUGGACACUCUGGAGCUCAGUGAUUCCAGGGUCACACUACAGCUCAUCAAUGACAACAACAAGGUCCGUCUGCUGCUGGAGCUUUACCGGCUGCAGGGCAACAUGACGCGGGUGAAGAUCAACGAGCUGAAGCCCCUCAGGCCUCGCUUUGAGGUGCCAGACGUGCUGGUGUCUGACCCACCUACUGAGCCUAUGUCGCUGGUGUCCCAGGAUGAUAAUGGCGUGGUGUUGUCUCUGGGUGCGGAGCGGCAGCAGAGGCUGAUCGUGAGCGCGCGGCCCUUUCGCCUGGACAUUGUGGAGGGACCCGAGGUGCUGAUGUCCCUCAACUCCCGCGGCCUACUGGCCUUCGAGCACCUGCGCAUGCGCAUGCGCAAAGACACUCAGGCAAAUCCUGAGGGUGAAGAGGCGAAAGAAGACGCAGAUGGAGCUGAGCAGCAGGUGGAAGAGAAGGAAACGGUAGAAGAUGGUGAUAAAGAGGAGGAGGAGAUUGACGGGAUGUGGGAGGAGACAUUCAAGUCACACACUGACAGCAAACCCAAUGGUCCGACCUCCAUCAGUCUAGACUUCUCUCUGCCCGGAGUGGAACACGUCUACGGCAUCCCAGAACAUGCUGACAGCCUCAAGCUGAAAACCACAGAUGGUGGAGAUCCCUACAGGCUGUAUAAUCUGGACGUCUUCCAGUACGAGCUGUAUAACCCCAUGGCCCUCUACGGAGCGGUACCGGUCAUGCUGGCCCAUAGUGCCGAGCGCACCAUGGGCCUCUUCUGGCUGAAUGCCGCAGAGACCUGGGUGGACAUCAGCUCCAACACCGCUGGAAAGACCGUGUUCGGGAAGAUGCUGGACUACGUUCAGGGCGCCAGCGAGACGCCACAGACGGACGUGCGCUGGAUCUCCGAGAGCGGAAUCAUCGACGUCUUCAUCAUGCUUGGGCCCACUCCCGCUGACGUCUUCGCCCAGUACGCCUCGCUGACUGGCACUCAGGCCAUGCCUCCUAUCGCUGCCCUGGCCUACCAUCAGUGCCGCUGGAACUACAACGACCAGGACGACGUGAAGGCUGUGGACAGGGGCUUCGAUGAGCACGACAUCCCCUACGACUUCAUCUGGCUGGACAUCGAGCACACCGACGGCAAGCGCUACUUCACCUGGGACUCCCACAAGUUCCCCACCCCCCAAGACAUGCUGCAGGGCAUCAUGGACAAGCGCCGCAAGAUGGUGGCAAUAGUAGACCCUCACAUCAAAGUAGACAGCAGCUACAAAAUCCACAACGAGAUCCGUGCCCAGAACUUCUACAUCAAAAACAAAGAUGAUGGGGAUUAUGAAGGCUGGUGCUGGCCUGGGAGUGCUGGUUAUCCAGAUUUCACCAAACUACAGAUGAGGGACUGGUGGGCCAGUAUGUUCGCCUAUGAUCAGUAUGAGGGUUCAAAGGAGAACCUGUACGUAUGGAACGACAUGAAUGAGCCGUCUGUGUUCAAUGGACCCGAGGUCACUAUGCAUAAGGAUGCCAAGCAUGGUGACUGGGAGCACCGCGACGUCCACAACCUCUAUGGCUUCUACGUGCAAAUGGCUACAGCAGAGGGUUUGAUUCGCCGCUCUGGGGGAGUAGAGAGACCAUUCGUCCUCACCAGAGCCUUCUUCGCCGGGUCUCAGAGAUACGGAGCGGUGUGGACUGGUGACAACGCGGCAGAGUGGGACCACCUGAAGGUCUCCAUCCCCAUGUGCCUCAGUCUGGGCCUGGUGGGCAUCUCUCUGUGUGGAGCUGAUGUCGGGGGUUUCUUCAAGGCGCCCAGCACUGAGCUGUUGGUCCGCUGGUACCAGACGGGUGCCUACCAGCCCUUCUUUCGUGCCCACGCCCACCUGGACACCCCCCGCCGUGAGCCCUGGCUCUUCGGCCCAGAGAACACGGCACUGAUCCGAGAGGCCGUCCGCCAGCGCUACGCCCUGCUGCCCUACUGGUACCAGCAGUUCUACCAGGCCUACAGAACCGGUCAGCCCGUCAUGAGGCCCUUGUGGGUAGAGUAUCCCAAGGACAUGGCAACCUUCACCAUGGAUGACCAGUUCCUUAUUGGAAAGGACUUGUUGGUGCACCCUGUAACCGAGGAGGGAGCUCGUGGCGUUACGGCCUAUCUGCCAGGACACGGAGAGGUCUGGUACGAUGCCCACACAUUCCAGAAACACAAUGGCGCUCAAAGCCUGUACAUUCCUGUUACCAUGAGUUCUAUUCCAGUAUUCCAACGUGGUGGUUCCAUCAUUCCCAAAAAGGUCCGGGUUCGGAGGUCCUCCUCGUGUAUGGAGACUGAUCCCUACACGCUCUAUGUGGCGCUCAAUCCCCAGAGAACUGCAGAGGGAGAGCUCUACGUUGACGAUGGUCACACUUUCAGCUUCGACUCCAAGAAGGAGUUUAUUCACCAGAGCCUAACCUUUGCCAAAAAUGUCCUUUCCUCCCGGAGCCUGUGCCAUGACUGCCGCUUCUCCUCUCCCUCGUGGGUAGAGAAGGUGAUCAUUCUGGGGACCAGUAAUCCCAAAGGAGUCAACCUUAAGAUUGAUGGUAAAGUCACUCCUCUGGAGUUUGACUUUGAUGCCUCCAUGUCCGUGCUGACCCUGCGUAAGCCUGGCAUGAGCGCGGGCGCAGACUGGACUGUGGAGCUGCUGUAAGGGGUGGUGGGUCUGGGCUCAGAAUCCAUACGCUGUAAUGGAGGUGUGGGCACAGGCUGUAGACCACACACACACACACACACAC